Messenger RNA from Panicum hallii, 2068 nucleotides. Its product is annotated as F-box/FBD/LRR-repeat protein At1g13570-like. Gene Ontology annotation, molecular function: protein binding. Bases 105 to 1472 code for a protein of 455 amino acids. The transcript has 4 exons. NCBI's taxonomy places the organism in Eukaryota, Viridiplantae, Streptophyta, Magnoliopsida, Poales, Poaceae. The record is from RefSeq and is a predicted model, not a curated record.
CUUGCCGAGCCUUCCGCAAACCCCCAAUCCGAAGUCCCGAACAACACCUCUCCCCAUCCGGCUCCGCCCACCGCCUCCGCCGCCCACCGCGGCAAACCGCCACCAUGGACGAGACCCUCGCCGCAGUCCUCUCCUACCUCCCGUCUCCCGCCGUCUCGUCCUCCACCUACCUCUCCUCCCCCUUCCCCGCCGCCUCCCCCGGCGACGACGAGGAGGAGGACCGCGUCGGCCGCCUUCCCGAUGCGAUCCUCCGCAACAUCAUCUCCCGCCUCCCCACCAAGGAUGCCGCCCGAACCGCCGUGCUCUCCUCCCGCUGGCGCCAUCUCUGGACCUCCAUCCCUCUCUCCCUCGACGACGGCGCCGGCGGGCUCGCCCCCACCACCGCCGCAGCGGCGCUCGCCUCCCACCCGGGCCCCGUCCGCUCCGCGCGCCUCGCCGCCUCGCAGGACCCCGAGGGCGUCGCCUCCGUGUUCGCCUCCCUCGCCGCCAGGGGCGUCGAGGACCUCCUCGUGGUGGUCAACGGCUCCUGGCCCGUCGAGUGGCGCGUCCCCUCCGACGUCCUCGGCUGCGCGGCCCUCGGACGCCUCUGGAUCGGCCUCUGCCAGUUCCCGGACACGACCGGCGUCGCUCCGGCCCUCCUGAGCCUGCAGGAGCUCGGCAUUGUCCAUUCCUCCGUGCCGGACCGCGACCUCCACGCCGUGAUCCCACGCUGCCCGGUGCUCGAGACCCUCGCGUUCGCGCUCACUCAGGACUACCCGAGAUACGUCCACAUCUGGUCGGAGAGCCUCAGCUGCGUGGUGAUUUGGAAGUCGAUGCUCAGAGAGGUGCACCUUGACGAUGCCCCCGACGUGGACCGGCUACUGGUGGAGCCGAUUGCUGAUGCUGCCACGCACAUCAAGAUCAUUAAGGCACCAAAGCUGAAGAUUCUUGGUUACUUUGAUGUUGGACUGCAUCAGCUCAAGAUCGGUAAUACUGUCAUCAAGAUUGAUACAAAGGUGAAGCCAAGCGCAAUGGUUAGGACCCUCAGGACAUUGGCAUUGAAGGUGCAGUUUGGAGUCGAGGAUCAAGUGAAGUUGGUUCCCACCUUGCUCAAAUGCUUCCCAUGCCUAGAGACGUUGUAUAUCACGUCGGUUCCUUCUGACACACCAGUCAAUGUUGACAUAGAAUUCUGGGAUCAAGUUGGCUUCACAGAAUGUGUCUAUUCACAUCUAAAGAAGUUGGUGUUAGAAGCUGUGCGAGGCGAGGAUAGUGAACUGGCAUUUGCAAAGUUUGUCAUGGAAAGAGCUCAAAUGCUGGAGGAUAUGCGUGUCUUAGUGGAUGGCAGUUGUUCAAGAGAUGUUCUGCUAAGUCGUUUAUCUUCGGAAGGGUGUGUGUCUGCAGAUGCUACAGUUGCGGUGGAGAGGUACGAUGGGACUGCAUGGACCUUCCAGAGAGCCAUUGACUUGCUGCAGAGUGAUCCAUUUGGUUGCUGAACCUGUAGGUCUUCCAAUUGCAGUCAAUAGCCACAGAAGACUUCCAACAAAGCAGUAAACUUUGCCCAUUGGGGACCUGCCAGGCCUCAAUGAGAUGAAUCAAGCAACAUGAUCUGCCUGUGCUUUGUAAAGCAUUGUUGUGUUGCUGUCAUGUUGUGUCAGUGCUUGUAAAGGAGCAUUGUCCACUUGUAAAGGAGCAUUGUCCACUUGUAAAGGAGCAUUGUCCAUUUUGGUAAUCCAUUUGAUUCUGAGGAUUUUAAGCGUUUGAGUUCAUCUUGUUGGUGCGUAAUGGAGGCUGCGCUUGGAGCUUCCGCGGAACAUCUGAUCUUUCAGUGAGCGGCCCUAUUGAUUGCUGAAGCCUAGAUGCUAGCUGUUAUGUUUAAGAUAGCCGUGCCAUUUUACUGAACUGGCAACUGCCCCAUUUCAGUAUGUAUCCAUUCGGUUGCAAGGUAUAUUUGGCUUAUGUGCUGUUGUCCUCUCAGAAAGUAAAGUUAUAGCUUUGAACAUGAGAAAAGCUAGUUAGCCCAUGCUACUUGUGUAUUUAGAUCGAUUGCGGUUUAUUUACUUGUGAUGCAAAUUGCAAUGAUGUUUCAUCA